Parasteatoda tepidariorum (common house spider) is the source of this 896-nucleotide messenger RNA. RefSeq names its product astacin-like metalloprotease toxin 5. Gene Ontology annotation, biological process: proteolysis. The record is from RefSeq and is a predicted model, not a curated record. Gene Ontology annotation, molecular function: metalloendopeptidase activity; zinc ion binding. NCBI's taxonomy places the organism in Eukaryota, Metazoa, Arthropoda, Arachnida, Araneae, Theridiidae.
CAGCUGCUGGCUCUCAUAUUUGAGAGAUAAUAAAUAAUUGAAAAUUUAAAAAAAGGUAGAAAUUUUUAAAAAAAAAGUUGGUACCUGCUUCCUAGGAGUAAAGAAAGCACCAUCUAUCAUGAAGAUUUGUAUAUUCUUAUGUCUACUCGGUUUAGCAUGGGGUCACCUCCUACACCCGAUGGAAAACCCCGAUCUGUUUCAAGGUGACAUUGCUGGUGUUGAAAAUAUUUUCGAUAGAAAUGGAGUUCCUUUAAAAAGAAUGCUAUGGCCACAAGGUAUCAUUCCUUACAGAAUCGACCCUGUAUUAUAUACGCUUUACGAAAAUAUUACGAUUUCGCAAGCAAUGAAGAAUAUUGAAUCUAAAACAUGCAUUACUUUUGUAAAACAAACAAAAGAAUCUGACUACAUUAACAUUUUCUCUGGAAAUGGGUGCUAUUCCCAUUGGGGUCGAACUGGAGGAGCGCAACCACUAUCCUUAGGGAACGGUUGUUACCAUUUGGGAACCAUCAUUCAUGAGUUGAACCACGCAAUUGGAUUUACUCAUGAACAGAACAGAUCAGACAGAGACGACUACCUCACUAUAGUUUGGGAUAACAUUAUGGAUGAAUUUGAAAAUCAGUUCAAAAAACUGCAACCUAGUCAAGAGAGAUUGAUUAACAGCUUCGAUUAUGACUCCCUCAUGUUGUACGGAGAGAAAGCAUUUUCAAAAGACUAUGAAUCCAAGACCAUGAUAGCAAAGCAAAGUGGUAUACAGCUGGUUGAGCCAUACGUCAAAAAAAGGCUCAGUAAGAGUGACAUCGACAGAAUAAAUGUCCUCUAUGAUUGUCCUAAUAAGUAAUUGAUCUCAUUCAUGAUUGUUUACGAAAAUAAGAAAUAAAAAUCGUGAAAAAAUAAGA